AUGACAGUCGACAAUGACAUAUUAUAUAGCACAACCGAACAACCAAUGAAUGCAUUUGUUGGUAGUGCAGCACCAGAACGUGCAAACACUAUUCAACUAAAGACCGCCUCAUCGUAUACAGAACCUGCCAGAAUGUUAGACGACUAUAAGACUGACACGAUGCGAGAUACUCAAAAGCUUGCAAAUGCUAUUGUGCCAUCGUUGAUAGAUAUAUGGAUUGAAGCGGCCCCAGAUGUAUUUACAGGUGUAUCAGUCAACUUUUCGCCGGCCUUGACGACUCUCAGCAAGGUCUUGGAUAUCCUGGACUUGUUAUCUCAAUACAUUAAUAAACAGCAACAAAAAGAAAUCACAGAUACUUUUAGUACCAGCAAACUGCUUAUGGAGAUUAGUGCUUGGUACACAAAAAUGCUUAGUCUACUCACAAAACACGUUGGUCCGUAUUUUCCGUUUAUAGCUCAUUACUCUGGCAAUAUGAAGACUCAUUCUGGAAACUUUAUAAGACUCGUAAAUAUGGAUACUAAAUUUGUAUCGGUUGCCUCCACUCUAUGCUUCUCUGUCGCUUCUCCUGCAGAGGAAUUGCUAGUAUGGCGUGCAAAAGCUAUUCAACAUUUGACUUUUGUACUCGCGUCAGAUAAUCGAGGCAAGGUACAAGACAACCAGAUACAAGCAGUAUAUGCUAUUGGACAAUCUCUCUGGAAGCAUUUGAAUCCUUCUGAGAGUUUGCAGCUUGUGCAGGCGGUUGUAGAUGACAAUACAGAGUCCGCAAUUGAAUCGAGCAGAUUUAGCUCGAGUCUCUCUUUUCUUGCAGACUCUGUGACAGAACUCGCUAAAGUUUUCGGAAAAGGCGGCGGCUUUAUAUUUUCGUCCUAUGAACCAAUGGAAGCCUUCCUCGUCGCAUACGUCAAGUCUCUCAAUAAAAGAUUCAGUGAGCUAGAAAAAUGUCCUUUCGGAGUGCUUUCGUCUGUAUUGAAAAUUUGGAAUUGUAUCUCCGUCAUCUCAAAACCUCCACAAAAUCCUCCCAACUACUUCCAAUGGUUCCAACUUCGAGACGAGCUUCUUGCCGAUAUUUAUGACUCACUUCGUCCCUUCUUCUCGCAAACCGAUGCAGCUACUGGCAAAAUUCGAUUCGGCCCCUUUAUCAAACAGUGGUCAACAGAUCAAAAUUCAUUAUUACAGUUCUUGAUUACAACUUCGAAAAUGUUGCCUCUUCCUCUACAACAAGCCAUUGCCGAUUGUCUACGUCAACCAUGUAUCGCUGUCUCCACUGUCGGUUCUUACCUAACAGCCUUUCAACGAAAUGGUUUGUUGGGUGGAUGGCUUAUCUUAAAACGACAAGACUAUAUAAACCUCGUAGUUUCCGUAUUGCUCGUUGGAUAUUCUAAGACUGAAUUGGAUGCCUUGCAGACCAAGGAUGUGAAAACCAGUCGAUUCGGCGGGUGUACAGCAACUCCAUCACAACCACGACUUGUCGAAAAGGAUCCUAGUAGAUAUAUUGGAUUUGAAACUACCAAAGAUAUUUCCCUGCCAGCUGAUGCUCUUGGAUUUCCACGUGGUCCUGGAUCAAAGGAAGUGGUUGAUUAUAUCCUCAAGAAUACACAGGAUGGUCACAAACUGCAUGGAUGUAAGCUAGAGCUAUGUGUCGCUGAGAAAGUUUGUGUGUACGCAAGACGGAGUGAGCUAGUUUCGAGAGGAUUAAGUGAUCUUGCCAUCUCUGAUGUUGUUCUCGACCACUUGUCGCCAGUUAUUACUCGUAUCUUGACUGGCACAUUUCCAGUGGACUUGUUUUUCUCCAUUGCCUUGGUUGUAGGGAAGCUGCUUCCUGUCGGUGCUUGGGAGAACUGGGAAGGAACCGAAAUUCUUGUCCAACUCGUUGCCAAGGCGGCUGUAGCUGCAGCUGUAGUCUCGGUGACUGAAGAUAGUGCCGAAGUGUGUAUCGACUACUUUGCAAUUGUCAAUCAUGAUCUAGAAUUUGUUGUCAAGGGUGUAUCUGGUGUGGCUGCAGUAUCACCAAUGUUUCGGGCCGCAUUUAUGAAAAAUGUCCAAGAAUAUUUAAAUCAACGAAAAUUAUCUAAACACAUUGCAGAAGGACUUGUGAAAAUUGUUCGUGAUGUGUUUCUCCAACCGCUAUUCAGGGUCUUGUUAUUGCAUGAUGAAGCUUCGUUUGUCGCCUUGACAGAUAUAGUCCAACGACCAAUAACCACGACAGCUUGA
Molecule: messenger RNA, 2211 nt
Organism: Synchytrium microbalum
Lineage: Eukaryota; Fungi; Chytridiomycota; Chytridiomycetes; Synchytriales; Synchytriaceae
Exons: 11
Coding region: 1-2211 (736 amino acids)
Source: RefSeq, a predicted model, not a curated record